Acanthosepion pharaonis is the source of this 942-nucleotide messenger RNA. Lineage: Eukaryota; Metazoa; Mollusca; Cephalopoda; Sepiida; Sepiidae. The record is from the annotation of a GenBank genome assembly.
AUGAUAAUCUACGAUAAGAAUAACCCCAUUUUCUUUCUUUUUCUUUCUUUCUUUCUUUCUUUCUUUCUUUCUUUCUUUUUUGGGCCAUAUCUCUCCUCGUUUCUUUCGUCAUUUUGUCAGAGAGUCGUCGUCAUCAUCAAUGUCGUUUUUGCUGGCUUCAUAUCCAUUAAUUAUCAACAUCACCGCUUGCUGUCGGAGGCCGUCGUCAUUGUCGUCGUCGUCGCAAACGCGGCCAAGGCGAAACGGAACGCGGUUCGCGGUUGUUUUGAUGUGUGCAUCCCGAAACGGCGGAGAAACGGGGUCGAAGCGCGCGCCGAUCACCUAUCUAGCUAUCUCAUCCAAUCUGUUUAUAUCUAUCUAUCUAUCUAUCUAUCUAUCUAUUUAUCUAUCUAUCUAUCUAUCUCAUCCAUUUUGUUUCUAUAUAUCUAUCUCAUCCAAUUCUGUUUAUAUCUAUCUAUCUAUCUAUCUAUCUAUCUAUCUAUCUAUUUAUCUAUCUAUCUAUCUAUCUAUCUCAUCCAUUUUGUUUCUAUAUAUCUAUCUCAUCCAAUUCUGUUUAUAUCUAUCUAUCUAUCUAUCUAUCUAUCUAUCUAUCUAUCUAUCUAUCUAUCUAUCUCUAUCCAUUUUGUUUCUAUAUAUCUAUCUCAUCCAAUUCUGUUUUAUAUCUAUCUAUUCAUCUAUCUAUCUAUCUAUCUAUCUAUCUAUCUAUCUAUCUAUAUCUAUCUAUCUCAUCCAUUUUGUUUCUAUCUAUCUAUCUCAUCCAAUUCUGUUUCUAUCUAUCUAUCUAUCUAUCUAUCUAUCUAUCUAUCUAUCUAUCUAUCUAUCUAUCUAUCUCAUCCAAUCUUCUAUUUCACUCCGUUCAUAUCUAUCUAUCUAUCUAUCUAUCUAUCUAUCUAUCUAUCUAUCUAUCUAUCGCAAUCUGUUCAUAUCUAUACAUUUAUUUAG